Molecule: messenger RNA, 1691 nt
Organism: Triticum dicoccoides
Lineage: Eukaryota; Viridiplantae; Streptophyta; Magnoliopsida; Poales; Poaceae
Exons: 4
Coding region: 80-1465 (461 amino acids)
Molecular function (GO): phosphatidylinositol binding; metal ion binding
Source: RefSeq, a predicted model, not a curated record
UCUUCGUUUCCAUCUCUGUUUUUAGGUCUUACUCUGUCAUUGCUUAUCACCUACAUGAGUGCUGUAGCUACAUGAUUCCAUGGAGACCCCAAAUGAAGUGAUGUCGUACUCAUCCCUCUCCAAAAUCGAUAGCUACUACAGCCAGACAGCUCCUAUGUCCGAUCUAGCUCCAGGAAACACUUACCCGGUGCAUGACUAUCUCUAUGAGCCAUCUCUGGAACCAGACUUUCCAUCUGAAUAUGGUUCAAGAGAAGAUCCGUUCCCUACAGCUCAUGCUAGUUCAACUAUCAAUCUGAAGACCGUGCUAGGUGGUCUUGCUGCGAUUGUUUCGCGUCCAAGCAAGAUUGGGGAUGAUGCAUCACGGCAGCAAAGUUUCAGCACAGAUGUAUCAUUUCUAGGCGCUGGCAAGGAUGGUGACUUGCAUUCAUCUGUCUGCGUUCCGAGUGCACCACCGCUACUUGAAGCAAAUGCUUUACAGUUCAGUGCAUACAGAGAGGUGCUCCAGGCAGAUCCCCCGGAAUGGUUACCGGAUAGCUCUGCCAGUGUAUGCCUGCAGUGCAGCUUUCCUUUCACAGCUCUGACUCGUGGAAGGCACCAUUGCCGCUUCUGUGGAGGUAUAUUCUGCAAAGAAUGUUCCAAGGGAAGAUGCUUGAUGCCCAUGAAGUUCAGACUGCGUGAUCCUCAGAGAGUGUGUGAUGCUUGCUACGACAGACUUGAUCCACUCCAGGCCUUAUUGAUCAACUACAACAGUAAUGCCAUGCAGCCUGCCAAACAUGACGUCAUGGAUUGGACAAGUACGAGGAGCUGGUUGAAUUUGCCUGUUGGAUUGUCAAUGGAGUAUGAAAUAUACAAGGCAACAAACACACUGAGGAAAUAUUGCCAGGUUUCUAGAUUAAAUCCUGAGAAGUCAAUCCCAUCAUCUAUCCUCAAGGGAGCAAAGGGGCUUGCUGUGCUCACAGUGGCCAAAGCAGGUGCAGUUCUUACAUACAAAAUGGGCACUGGUCUUGUAGUUGCUCGCCGAUCAGAUGGAUCAUGGUCUGCGCCAUCAGCGAUUUUAUCUGUUGGAUUGGGAUGGGGAGUGCAGAUUGGAGGAGAAUUGACAGAUUUUAUAAUUGUGCUUCAUGAUCUUAAAGCUGUCAAGGCAUUCAGCAGCCGCAUGCAUCUUUCUCUUGGGGCAGGAUUGAGUGCAGCAGCAGGACCAAUUGGCAGAGCCCUUGAAGCAGAUGUUCGAGCAGGUGAAAAAGGUUCUGGGAUAUGCUACACUUAUAGCUGCAGCAAAGGUGCCUUUGUUGGGGUCUCUCUUGAAGGAAAUGUCGUGACAACCAGAUCAGACACCAAUCUGCGCUUCUAUGGGGACGCCUACUUGACCACGACCGAUAUCCUGUUUGGGAGGGUGGAGAAGCCCAGAGCCGCGCAACCCUUGUACUCGGCUCUAGAUGAUCUGUUCUCAAAAAUGGUUUGCUAGUUCUAGCCAUGGUAGUCUCAGGAUUCAGUGGUGUACAUAUAUACAUCUAAAAUAUGCUAGGAACAGUCCUUGGGAGAAAAUAUCCCAGAAAAAAAUGUACAGCUUUUAUUGGGUGGGUUCACUGCAAGUAUGUGUCCACGCAUGUAAAUAUUGUCAGGAUAUCAGUAUGUUAUCCGCCGUCGUGGCUUGAUUAUUGCAGUGUGAUGCUGUUAAAAUAUUUCGCUCU